This is a messenger RNA of Biomphalaria glabrata, 5994 nucleotides long. RefSeq lists its product as uncharacterized. The record is from RefSeq and is a predicted model, not a curated record. NCBI's taxonomy places the organism in Eukaryota, Metazoa, Mollusca, Gastropoda, Planorbidae. Bases 727 to 1767 code for a protein of 346 amino acids. The transcript has 4 exons.
CGUUGUGCUCCAUGACCGGCAGCAGGUUUAUGAAGUCACUUAUUGAAACGUGUGAAUAGACCUUCAGCACACAGAAUGUGUCUAGAGUGUCAGUGGUGUCCGUUAAGUCAAAUAUAGUCCAUCUAAUAGGGUAAGAGUUGUGUGCCCGUGAUUCCAACACCAAGUUGUUUGUAGCAAUGUGUUAUAUAGGAUCUAACGUCAACCUACUAGGUAGAUCUAUUUACAAACAUUGACAGACGUUCAAGCAUAGCUCAAUUCAUUAGACAUCUUCACUCGUGUGUGUUACAGAAUAAAAAAAAGAUUAUGGGAAAUAGUAGACACUAGACAUAAUGUAUAUUGUAUAGCUUUCGCUAUUCUCAUUAUUUGGUUAUUAACUAUCGAAACAUUCAAUACAAUGGAAAGUAAUAGAAAUCAAUAACUCUGUACAUUUCUUAGGUUUCGGCUAUCUUCCGUUAAAGUCUCCUUCCUUUCAAGACUCAUCUAUUAUAAACGGAUCUUACCUUCAUGCCAUCAUUGAUCUGUCUGGCGAGGGACGCUGUGACUGUACCACAAGAAUGCAGCUAUCAAAGCAAGGAGAGAUUUAUUGAUUCUAUAGAUUCUUUUCAGAUAUGAAUUGAAAUUUCUCCCUGGAGGAUUGACUACAUUUGCAUGUGAUCAGUUCUGUCUGGAUAGAUAGUUUCUUUUGUUUAGAAACACAGAGGUCUGUCUCAUUAAUCGGUCACCAAAAUGUCCACUGUAUUUGAGAACAUUAGUUACACGUCUCUGGAUAAGAUGAAGCUCUGCAGGCCAGGUGAUACACCGGAAGAUAUAAUCAAGCUAUACAAUGCACCUGCCAAUGAAGAUAGAGUGAAGGUGUACAAUGCCUCAACUCCUGCAGACAGGUACAGGUGUCCAGUCUCUACCCCUGUGCUUGGUGGUCAACGCAGAGGCUACUCAGGUCUACCUGGACCAAGGCAAAUAUUUCUUACACAGGUAUUCAAUGAUGACACCUAUAGGCCUACCAAUCAUAUUAGUGGUAAACAUGUUUUGGGCUAUUAUUUCCUCUCUACUAGGAAUGGAGACAGCACUCUAAGACACAGCACCAACAAUCCAUGGCUGGACAACCUUUGUGCCAGACCCGUCAAUGAGAUCCUCAGCAAGUCCCAUGUCCAGUUUCCAAUGGUGAAAGGACGUCCAUUCUGGUCACAUACGAAGCCUACGCAAGGGGAACAAUCGUUAUUGAAAGCCUGGGAACAAAACUCCAACAUGUCUCGAGCGUCAAGAGGAGAUAGUUCCCGAAGGGGCAAGCACUGGUCUCAUCCGGGGCUUGUGAACAUUAGUGACAGCGCAUUUCCGGACGAGGUAGCCCAGGUAACUAGCGCUGGGGGCGCUGCUCCGAGGUAUGGCGGACACACGUUCAAGCUGAGCAAUGAGCCAGAUGACCACAGUGACGACGAUACAAUGAUGUCGCUUGAGAAACAACUUGAAGGGCCGGUGGUCGUGUCGUGUACCAUACAGGAGCUACCACUGAAAUCAGCUCGGUCAGAGCAAAGGAAGUCUUACAAACCUGCAGUACGCCUACCAAAGCUCAAAAAGGUGAAGAAGAAGACUAAAGACCAGACCCCAGAAACUGACUUAUCUGGUUCCGAUCCUGUUACAGAAUGUACGCACCAGACGACAUCGUCAGCAGACAGCGGAAUACUAGAAAAACCUUCCGUGAAUGUCAGGCCGUCGUCCAUUAUAAACAUAUUGCAUCCGACUACAGAUGACAUACAAAUCAAUUAUUGAUAGGUGGCGGGGGGAGGGCUGAUGCAAUAUAAAAAUACAUUGAAACAUAAAAAAAAGGUGAUCAAGAUAAUUUAAGAUACUUAAUUUAUUUUUUUACACAAUUUGUGUAAUUUCUACACACAAAAAAUACGUCCUCCCAGUUUGUUGAUUGAUGUGAUCGCCCCUACCGACUCCCACCCGCCGGAUCCGACAGUGACACAUUAGGCCUAUAUGAACAACUAGGUUUUAUAAUGUUAUGAUAGCUGACUUUUCUUUCAUAGAAGGUUCAUAGAAGGUUCCAGCAGUCAAAUGGAUCCAAUUAAAGACAAGGAAUUAAUGCCAAUCAAGCGAAGCACUUUUCAAAUGCUCUAUAAAACUAUUUACAUGAUCAUUGACCAUCUAUUUAUUUACCACAACGGGACCAUUAUACCGCUACGUGCCUCGUCUGAAACUUGAUAUGAAAGUCCAGAACAGUGUGAAUUUCAUAAUUAGAAAUGUUAACAUCCACUUUAGUUAAAGUAUUGAAACCACUUCUAAAACACAUAUAGGAUAAUUCAUCACAAACGCCGAAAUCACCAUAAAAACGCACCAGGCCCAUGGAAAGUACCUUUUUCACACCUUUCCAUCUAUUGGUCAUAUGCUGUAAAGCUUGUCUGUUUCUGUAGUCCAAGGUGUGGCCAUCACAACGACCUUUACUUUUUCAACUAAUGUCAGGUACGCCCUUAAAAAUUCCGAAAUUCAAAUUCGAACCCGAGGAGACCCCUCUGUUUGAAAGCCAAGCGCUUGACCACUCAGCCACCUCGCCCACCUGUUCGUAACUUACUUUUUGAUUAGUUUGUCCUUUCAACUCUUCUGAUUAGUUUGACCUUUCAACUCUUCUGAUUAGUUUGUCUUUCAACUCUUCUGAUUAGUUUGUCCUUUCAACUCUUCUGAUUAGUUAGUCUUUCAACUCUUCUGAUUAGUUUGACCUUUCAACUCUUCUGAUUAGUUUGACCUUUCAACUCUUCUGAUUAGUUUGACCUUUCAACUCUCUGAUUAGUUUGAACUUUCAACUCUUCUGAUUAGUUUGUCUUCCAACUCUUCUGUUUAGUUUGACCUUUCAACUCUUCUGAUUAGUUUGAACUUUUCAACUCUUCUGAUUAGUUUGUCUUUCAACUCUUCUGAUUAGUUUGUCUUUCAACUCUUCUGAUUAGUUUGUCCUUUCAACUCUUCUGAUUAGUUUGACCUUUCAACUCUUCUGAUUAGUUUGUCUUUCAACUCUUCUGAUUAGUUUGUCUUUCAACUCUUCUGAUUAGUUUGAACUUUCAACUCUUCUGAUUAGUUUGUCUUUCAACUCUUCUGAUUAGUUUGACCUUUCAACUCUUCUGAUUAGUUUGUCUUUCAACUCUUCUGAUUAGUUUGUCUUUCAACUCUUCUGAUUAGUUUGACCUUUCAACUCUUCUGAUUAGUUUGUCUUUCAACUCUUCUGAUUAGUAUGACCUUUCAACUCUUCUGAUUAGUUUGACCUUUCAACUCUUCUGAUUAGUUUGACCUUUCAACUCUUCUGAUUAGUUUGUCUUUCAACUCUUCUGAUUAGUUUGAACUUUCAACUCUUCUGAUUAGUUUGUCCUUUCAACUCUUCUGAUUAGUUUGACCUUUCAACUCUUCUGAUUAGUUUGUCUUUCAACUCUUCUGAUUAGUUUGACCUUUCAACUCUUCUGAUUAGUUUGUCUUUCAACUCUUCUGAUUAGUUUGACCUUUCAACUCUUCUGAUUAGUUUGACCUUUCAACUCUUCUAUUCUAAUUUUUUUCUCUGUUCUCGUAACGUUUUGAGCCAGCAUCAAGUUACUGGACAGUGCUAUAGACAUUAAAGUGUUAGUGUCAAUAUUAGCAGCACAUAUCGUCAAGUUCUGUUGACAUUAUCCAAGUGGAUAAGACGAAACAAGCAUGUCAAUCGGUCACUUAAGUUUCUAUGGGAAAUGCAGUUGUAUUUAGAUUGUAUUACUAGUCUGGUGUGUUCUUACUGCAGUGAUACUUUUGUUUACAUUAUAUAUGCUUAGAUUUGAUCUAAUACAAAUGUACUUCUCAUAAAAAGUUUCUCUUGUCUUCACAUUUUUAAAACACCUGGACUUGUUUGUUCAUUAAAUCUUGUGCUAGGAGUUUCAAACAGCAAACCAUAUUCAGAAGUUGGUUGCUCACAGGAACUCAAGUGUAUGGCAAAUCGUCACUUAAGAACCAGUUUCAUCUACUUGUAAAUAACAUUCUCGAGCCAUAGAGCUACAGUUUAUGUUGAACAUUGCGUCAAGCUCAAAUUAACACUAAACUAUUUUUUUUAAACUCUCAUGCUGUACAUUACUAUAUCAGUAUGUAAUUAAGGGCCUACUCAGUGAGGCACCAGGCUUGAAAAUGGAUAGAUUUAAAGACCGUGUUGUACAUUAUAACAGCACUAUUCUUAAUAACCCAUAAAUAUAUAACGUCUAAAGUUAUUAUACAUAACCCUUGACCUUUUAAGGACCUGUCUCUACACACUUUCUUCUUAACCCAUCCAAUGUCCCUCUGUAUUAUCUGGUUACUUUGAAUUGCUUUUUACCAAACUUAUAUCAACUCACUUUGUCUGUCUGUCAAAACUGUAUACACGUUAUUUCUCCCACUUCCCAUUGUCGGAUCAAGUUGAAACGUGGCACAAUUAUUUAUUGUUGAUGACAACACAUGAAUCCAAAAUAAUUAACCUAUUAAUUAAUCAAUUACUCGUAUACACACCUAAUUAUUUUAUAUGGAAAAUUGGAAAUACAUUAAACUAAUGGAAGAUAACCCUUGCAAUAAUAAAAGAUACGGAGGGGAUUGAACGGUGCUCUCCUCCCAAAAAGCGAAUUGGACUCUUCUCAACAUGCAACAAAACAAACGCGUAAAAGUUGCAGUAUCAUCAGAGUAAUUUACGCGAUUGUGUACAGUUAUGAUCGAUUCAAGAAUAAUUAAUGCAAUCUCAAUCUAUAUAAGCGAAGCUCCUACUAAAAAAAGUAUUUUAAUAUUUGUCGAUAUUUCUUUCAUACUUUAGCAGGCACUGGUCCAUUCAGUUUUGUGGACCCGUAGGGGAGGGAUGAGUUAGUGAGAACGUAUGAAAUUGAAUUUUGAAAAUCAACCAUGCAAGCAGUUGUUGUUUGUUUUUUAAUAAAAAUACACCAUUUUUACAACUAUUCACUAAUAAUAGUAACAGACACAGGAGGCUAUUUAGUAAGGGAGAUGACUAUUUACCAUAUGCUUAACACAUUUAUGCUAACGGUGCAGAUUUUUUGUCAAAUAUUUUAUUUUACCAAUGUAUUGCUAAGUAAAGUAAGUUCUGUCAUAUUGACUAAUACAGCUAUACAUUUUUAAAAACUUUUUUUUAAAAAAGAGAACAAAUCUAUUUAUUAUAAGUGAAACAUAUUUUAAAACAACAAUCAAUACGUAGUUAUUUAUGUUAUCUCAUGAACUACAGUACCGGUAUGUCAACAUAGGACACUUAACCAAAGGAAUUUGUUUUAAGCAACAUAUUUCUUAUUUCUUGAGGCUUUGAAUAAGAGAUUAACCCUUUACAAAACAAUUAGAUCCAUUAGAUAUUCAUUAUAUGACAUCUAUUAGGCCAGGUUCACAUUUAAGUUCACUUUCACUUAUUACUAUCCCUUAGUCUGCUAGACCGUUGACAUGAUCUGUCAACCUUCUUUGUCCAUUCUUCUCAGUCAUUUGCCGUUUAUAAAAUUUCAUUCAGAUAUUUUUACUGAAAAUAUUGAAAUCAGCCUUUUUACCUGCCUGGAUGGACUACUUCGGGGGCCGACCGGGGCCGAUUUUGAGUUUGUGUUUCCACACAAACUGUCUUUGUAACCUUGUUUUUCUUUCCUUUUGUUCUUUAAUUCUAACAGUUACUUAAGGGUCUUAAAAUAAAUUCAUUAACAUAUUGUUUUAUUUUGUUACGUAACAAAUAUCCAGAUCCUUUUCCCCUUGUAACUAAUCAUAACAAAUGUUUAUACCUCUAUCCCCUUGUAACUAAUUGUAGUGAUGGGCAAAAGUUAACUAAAAAGUUGCUAACUUUUAGUUUAACUAAAAAAAAUUAGUUAAGGCCAAAGUUUAAUUAAAAAAAAAAGUCUAGUUAAAAUCCUAGUUUAAUUUUUUUUUUUUAGUUACAAACUAAAAAAUUUAAUUACAAAUUUUACAAACUUUUUUAACAUACAUACCAAUAAAUAUUUAGAUCUAUGCAAUUUGGAGAAUAUAUUGUAAUAACAUAAGUGAGGCAAC